UAUCAGUCAUGGCUAGACAAGUCAACACCAUUCUAUGCAAUGCGGUGGGCAGGAACUCUACUACUUACUCUUGUCUACAUGAUCAGAGUGUAUCUACUACAGGGUUGGUAUAUAGUAACAUAUGCUUUGGGAAUCUACCAUCUCAACCUGUUCAUUGCUUUUCUGUCGCCAAAAGUGGAUCCCUCACUGCUUGAAGAAGAUGAGGGCCCAUCCCUUCCCACCAAGCAGAACGAGGAGUUCCGCCCUUUCAUCAGGAGGUUGCCUGAAUUCAAAUUCUGGCAUUCAGCGACAAAAGGCAUCGUCAUCGCCAUGAUUUGCACAUUUUUUGAUGCCUUCAAUGUGCCAGUAUUCUGGCCUAUACUUGUAAUGUACUUCAUCAUGCUCUUUUGCAUCACCAUGAAGAGGCAGAUUAAACAUAUGGUCAAGUACAGAUACCUACCCUUCACACAUGGGAAGAGGACAUACAAAGAGGAAACAUAAGAAAACAGAGAUUGAGAGCUUUUAUUAAAAGAAAUGGAUGAAGUGGGUGGCGAUCACAUACUUUUCUAUGAACCAGUUGAUUUUUUUUUCUCCUUUUUUUUUUUUCUUUUUUUCAAAAUGCUGCAAAUCUGUGAUUAUUAAACUUUGAUCAGCACUGUAGUAAGGGAUCAAAAAAUUUCCUGUAAAAAGUUUGUGUUUCAAAGGGUUGUCUGGGUUUGUGUGUAUAUAAAUAUAUAUAUUUUAAAAUAUAAUUUUUUUUUUUAAGAUUUUUUUUUUUUUUCAUCCACCGCCAUACUGUUUGAGUGUGAAAAACUAUUUCAGUUGAAGUUUAUGGAAGUAAAACUGCUAAAUUGGGUUCCAGAUCUGAUAAAUUAAAUGUUUUUCAUGGAAUUGCAUGUUAUUUUCUUGUGCUACAGUUACAAACAGAAACUUGAUUUUAAUAACUUAAGUGUAAUUUUUUCACUCCAAAUGCUAUUAAAGAGGCUGUGUCCCUUUGAA
Messenger RNA from Pundamilia nyererei, 978 nucleotides. RefSeq names its product protein RER1. Gene Ontology annotation, cellular component: Golgi membrane. NCBI's taxonomy places the organism in Eukaryota, Metazoa, Chordata, Actinopteri, Cichliformes, Cichlidae. Gene Ontology annotation, biological process: protein retention in ER lumen; retrograde vesicle-mediated transport, Golgi to endoplasmic reticulum. The record is from RefSeq and is a predicted model, not a curated record. The transcript is spliced from 5 exons. The coding region runs from base 40 to 480 and encodes 146 amino acids.